AUGUCCACUGAACCUGUGGUUUAUCAACUUCGUCGCCCCACAUCGGAUAAAUCUUGGGGGUUCGCACUUCAAGGUGGAGCCGAUCAAGGCCUCCCUGUUUUUGUGCACAAGAUUACAAGAAAUGGAAUCGCACAUCGAGCUGGACUCGAACCUGGGGAUGUAAUCGUCAAGAUCUGCAAAACCCCCCUCACCGGAAUGUCACAUAGCCAAGUAAAAGCCGAACUCCUUCGAGCUGGAAGCGAUCUCGAUUUUACUGUCCUCAAGUUAGUAAAUUUCACUAUCUUAUCGAAUUUCAAUAAUUUUGAAUUACUUCCCUGUAAAAAAUGCCAGUCAAAGGCAUGA
Molecule: messenger RNA, 342 nt
Organism: Rodentolepis nana
Lineage: Eukaryota; Metazoa; Platyhelminthes; Cestoda; Cyclophyllidea; Hymenolepididae
Source: the annotation of a GenBank genome assembly